This is a messenger RNA of Dissoconium aciculare CBS 342.82, 3028 nucleotides long. Its product is annotated as glycosyltransferase family 8 protein. The coding region runs from base 376 to 2682 and encodes 768 amino acids. The transcript has 6 exons. Lineage: Eukaryota; Fungi; Ascomycota; Dothideomycetes; Mycosphaerellales; Dissoconiaceae. The record is from RefSeq and is a predicted model, not a curated record. Gene Ontology annotation, molecular function: glycosyltransferase activity. Gene Ontology annotation, cellular component: cytoplasm.
GCAAUCUCUCAUCACCUGCAUCGUUGCAUCCUCGUACACACAGUCACAUAGCGCAUUGUCUUAUGCUUCUGCCCUGCUCAUCGCGGCCUCAAUACUGAUUCCUUGCUCACCCACUUCUCUCUCGUACAUUCUUCGUUCUGAGUAUCCAGCGGCAUCCAACAUCCUAGCACCUUCGACUUCCCAUCGACUCCCUAAAGGCCGUCCCCAUCAUCCCUCUUACGACAGUAUUUCACGGCAUUCUCGCGCAGCGCGCCCCAAUCAUCCGGUCGAGCGGGACACAGCCAUUUUUGCGAAUGCAUCGUCGCCACGAAUAGUAAUUAUCUGUGCAGCGACACGCCUGCAUAGUCUGUCUUCUGCUUUCCAAUCGAUUGGACAAUGGCAGCACAUGAGGAUGUUUAUUGCACUCUCGUCUUGAACGAUGGCUAUCUUCCAGGUGCCGCGGUCCUCGCGCAUUCCUUGCGUGAUGCUGGCUCAACCAAGAAGCUUGCAUGCAUGAUCGUUCAGAAUAAUCUCCGCGCGAGCAGCGUCGAAGAGCUUCAGUCGCUCUACAACUAUGUCAUUCCAAUCGAGCAGAUCGGCAACCCGAGCCCUGCAAACCUCUAUCUCAUGAAUCGCCCCGACCUUCUCUACACAUUCACAAAGAUCAAUCUUUGGAAAUUGACGCAAUACCGAAAGAUCGUUUACGUUGACGCCGAUGUUGUCGCGCUUCGAGCGCCUGAAGAGCUGUUUGAUAUUCAGGAAGACUUCGCGGCUGCGCCCGACGUUGGCUGGCCGGAUGCGUUCAACAGCGGAGUCAUGGUUUUGACACCGAAUAUGGGCGUCUAUUCGGCGCUUCACACAUUGGCGAACGCUGGCGACAGCUUCGACGGAGCGGAUCAAGGCUUGCUCAAUCAGUACUAUGAGCACAAGCCUUGGAAGCGGUUGAGCUUUACGUACAAUACCACACCAAGCGCCAAUUAUCAGUAUGAACCCGCAUACCGGUACUACAAACGGGAUAUAAGUAUGGUUCACUUCAUCGGCAGCGAAAAGCCGUGGCGACGAGGACGCGAUGCUUCUGGAGUGCCUGGCGCAUUUCAGGAAAUCUUGGCCAAGUGGUGGGCAGUGUGGGAUCGUCACUUCGAGGUCUCAACAUUUGACUACAUUGAAGGUCGACGACAUCCGCCUCAGAAGGACCCCUACCGCGCAUCGCCGCAGAAUCAUCAACCGCAGUCUGAUCACCAGCACUUUUACGCGACAGGAUACCCAGCUGCUACGACACAACCUGCUCCACCACCAACAGCAUAUGCGCCACAAACGCAAGUGGAUCAUGAUCAGCCGCACACCUCAGAAACUCCCAUGACUGACCCAGGCGAACCUGCUGAGAAUCUCGAUCAAGGACGCACGCAGCCGACACCGACUGUGGAGCAAAGGCGGUUCUCCGCUCCGCAAAUGGAGUGGGAUGCCACGCGCGGUGCACCUCCAAUUGAGUCAAGACCUGAAGCUGCUCACUUUCCCAGUCAAAUAUAUGAGUUCAAUCAUGAUCCUGAGCCCUUCCGAGCGCCACCCUCAUACCCAGAGCCUCCUAAAGAUAUGUGGUAUGAAGUUCCUAAGGAGAAACCACGUCUAAAAGAGAAGCCACGACCUAUAUUCCCCUGGGAGGAACGCGAGGUUGCGCCACCGACACGACGAUUUAUCGAAGACGAGAAGCCUCAGACGACAGAGCCGGAGGAUCAAUUUGUAUCAGCUUUAGCAGAUGAAUUGGAGGUGGAAUCAAGUACUGCAACCGAUCCAGUACCACCAAUGAUCAAGUUGAACGACGAUAAUCCAUGGCAAGCUUUUGCAUCAAGCAGAAAUGCGUGGGACGAUGUAGCUGGUAUCGAUAGAUAUGUUCGAGCUCUCAAUUCCUACCAAAAGGAUCGCAGCAACCCGAACGCACGCCCGCAGUCGCAAUCUGAUCAAGUUCUGACACCAUCGAACUUGCCUGAUCCAGAAGACCUCGUCCAGCAGGUCGAUCGGCGGAGAGAGAGCUUGAUACUGACGGACUUCCCGUCUGCUAUAGAACGUCCAUCACUACCAGUGACUCCAGCUCCGCGACGACGAACAAAUUUUUGGGGUAGCGAUGGAGAAGCCAAGGAGGAUUUACCCGAAGCUGAAGGAGUUCCGAAUCAAAUCGAGUGGGAUCCUGCGACCCAGCUCGAGAACCUUCGUCGCAACUCACUCCUGGCCACUGACCUCAAGCUUCCUGCCCCACGACCCAUCUCCAAGCGAGAAAUGCCACCGUCUGCUGCUCCCAUCCCAGAGGACGGUGAAGCAACGCCACGUGCCGGAACUGCCGUGACCUCUCCUCAGCAAAGACCUGUCGCUGUUAGCGUCAUUGCUUCUAGUGGUGGCAGUAGCCCGCAUGGGCUAAUACCAUCAUCGCAAUCUGCACCAAUCACAACGAGGAAGGAACAGCUCCCUUCAAAUUCGGACAUCGUAACUGAGAUGAAUACCGCCCUCAACGCCGCUUCGAUUUCAGCGCCCUCUGUGGGUGAAGCCAUAUUCUCGAUUCCGGACUUCAAUGCUAGCAAGGUCGACGGCACAGACUCGGCUGUGCCGAAACACCAUCCCCAUGACGUCGUGCUCUCGCCGAGUCAACCUGAAAUCAUUGAGAUCGACCAAAGUGCGCCGUCCACGCAGCACGUCAGCCGCGUGCAGAGCUGAUUUGCCAUUCAUGGGGUGAAUCGCAGGUGUCGCACUGAACCUCACAGGUGCGUUGCCCAGACUUAGCUUUCAGGAACAGCAGAGAAGGAACAAAGCAUACAACGGGAGAAACAAUUGACCUCCCUCCCCCCAUUUGGCACAUCAAGACUGCACAAUUCGAAACAGCCAAUAAUCUCGUCUCUUUGUGUCAUCAAUUCACGCAUUAUGGUUUUGAGAUGUUCCACAUUCCACAUGGCGAUGCCGGAACCCUUUUCUUUGACAUCAUUCGCAAGGCGCUGGGUAAAAUAAUGCUAGUUCCAUCCAUCAUGAUCGCAUUUGAAUGUCAUCAUCUAUAGAAUCUCGUUCG